CUUCUCUCUCUCGCUCUCACCCUCGCCCUCUCCUCCUCUCGCCUUCUCCCUCGCUGUCCCCCUCCCUCAUUCUUCUCGUGGGCUUGAAGCGAUUGUAGCUCCUCGAAUACGCGACGGGAAGCGAGACAGCCAUCGCUGUGGCGAAGGAUGAGCUAGCUCAUUUAGGCGCGCCCACCGACGUUGUCGUCGUCUUCCGGCCCUACCGCUUCCCUCCUAAUGCUCUGCUACCCACCUAAGCAAUCAGGCGCCGACCCCUUUGCUUACAUUAGGCACUUUCUCGCAGCUACAUAGGCAUUCAACCCGCAGUUUCCGCCUGCUCGAGACUCUCAAACUCAAUAUCACGAGGUGUUGAUAAGAGGCAAGCACCUACGCAGGCACAGACAAGCUUUUCCCACCGUCGGCCGCCCAUCGGCCAACUCAACCUCGGACAUGUCUGUCUUCAAAAUGGCGCCCCCGCCUCAGAGCCCGCUGGCUCGCUACCGCCUCUUAUCGCCGACGGCCUCGGUGCGCGUGAGUCCGCUGUGUCUCGGUGCGAUGAACUUCGGAGAGGCUUGGAAGGAGUAUAUGGGCUCCUGUGACCAGAAGACCACCGAGUCCAUCCUCGACUUCUUCUACCAGCAGGGCGGCAACUUCAUCGACACCGCCAACAACUACCAGGCCGAGGAGUCCGAGAUCUGGAUCGGCGAGUGGAUGAAGAAGCGCGGCGUGCGCGACCAGAUGGUCAUCGCUACCAAAUACACUACCAACUUCCGCCCUGACAAGGGCGGGAUCAUGAUAAAUAACCAGGGUAACGGAACCAAGAGCUUGCGUAUAUCCGUCGAGGCUAGUCUGAGAAAGCUGCAGACUGAUUACAUUGACCUGCUCUACGUUCACUGGUGGGAUUCCAGUGCCUCCAUUCCCGAGCUGAUGCAGUCGCUAAACCGGCUGGUGGACUCUGGCAAGGUGCUAUACCUUGGUAUCAGCGACACGCCAGCGUGGGUGGUGAGUAAGGCCAACGAGUAUGCGCGCAACCAUGGCCUCCGCCAGUUCAGCGUAUACCAGGGCAAGUGGUCGGCCGCUACACGCGAUGUCGAGCGGGAUAUCCUCCCCAUGAUCAGAGUUGAAGGUAUGAGCAUGGCGCCGUGGGGCGCGCUGGGGGGCGGUAAGUUCAAGACGGAGGAGCAGCGCAAGAACCGCGAGAGCGGGCGUUCGGCCAAUGCUACCGAGGCCGAUAUCAAGGUCAGCAAGGCCCUUGAAGCGAUUGCCAAACGCAAGAACACCAUCAUUACUAGUGUGGCUCAGGCGUAUGUCAUGCACAAGGCGCCGUACGUCUUCCCGAUCGUCGGCGGGCGGACCAAGGAGCAUCUAAAGGCGAACAUCGAGGCACUGUCGCUGAGCCUCUCGGAGGAGGACAUCAAGGAGAUCGAAGGCGCCGCCCCUUUCGAUCUCGGCUUCCCGAACUCUUUCCUCUACGCCGGCGGCUUUCCAGACAACGCAGCCAACGUCUGGAUACUAGGCACGGGCGGUACGAUGGACUAUGUGGAGGAGCAGAAGCCGAUCGCGCCGGCGAAGGCGGGGGAAUAGAGGACUCGCGCCGUGACCGACUCGUGGCAGUGGCUCCGUCGACACUACCCGUACUGAGCGGAGCAGUGCUGUUGCAGCAGCCCUAUCUAACUGUCAAGCGGCCGAAGCGCUGUUGCUUACCCGGUCUUCUGCCUCGCUAGCUAGCUCGAAGCUGUGGUUGUCGGGAUACUGAUUGCAGGAGUGAGGACGCCAAGAAUAUGUAUCAACUACGGAAAAGGAUAGGAGGACGCGGAAGGUGGGAGAAGAGAAUGUUACGCUUCGAGUGUGUAGAAAAGUAAUGUCGUUAGAGGAGCGAUAGACAGCUGGCCGAAACCUGUGCGAUGGUAAUUCCGGGAUAUGAAUCGGGGCAAGGUACCUGCCUACAGGUAGGUACCGAAUAUAAAAGGUACCUACCUAACCUAACCUCGGUGAUCCUCUUCAUGCAUUCAGAAAGGCAAAUGCGGGAGCAUGCAGAUAAAGUGGUGGUUGCUAUGCUGGGUGCAUACCUGCCCCGGUAAGUACUUACGAUAGAUAGAAAGUACCUCUAGGUAGAAAAGCAAGCAGC
Molecule: messenger RNA, 2107 nt
Organism: Durotheca rogersii
Lineage: Eukaryota; Fungi; Ascomycota; Sordariomycetes; Xylariales; Xylariaceae
Product: norsolorinic acid reductase
Exons: 4
Coding region: 430-1563 (377 amino acids)
Source: RefSeq, a predicted model, not a curated record